UAAUAAUGAAUUAACCAAUUCAUUUGAGAUAAAAUGGAGUGCUGUUUCUCUGCUAAAUUAUCACCACCGUAUCCUUCUUUUAUCCUUAACCUUCAGCUGCAGGGUUCUUCAUCGCAUGUUCAUACUAGAUUAUCAAGACAUUCGCGUCAUCCUCGACUGCUAUCCCAUCCACUUCCAAAACCGUUUCUGCAAGUGGAUGAAACACAAACACUGCGUUAUCAAGAAAAUUCAGCUGUUUUUGCUUUAAAGGCGUAUAAAGGACAAGUGGUAGCCGAAGCUAGAAAGCAAGGUUGGGACUUGGGGAGAUUUGUGAAAACAUUAUAUUUCUUUAAUGGGCCUCCCUCUCCUGCCAAGUUUUUUGAGUUUCUAGCUGCAAAAUUAUCUAGUACAUCACCUAGUGAGACAGCAAAGCCAAUGGGAAGUUCUGGGAUUGUCCUGGUAGUUGGGGCUACAGGUGGAGUUGGCAAAAGAGUAGUUGACAUCUUACAAAAGAAUGGAUCGCAAGUGCGAGUGCUGGUAAGGAACGAAGAGAAGGCAAGAAAGCUAUUGGGUUCAGAUAUUGACAUGAUAGUUGGAGAUAUCACGAAACAAAAUACUUUGGUCCCUGACUACUUCAAGGGGGUGAGAAAAGUUAUCAAUGCUGCUUCUGUCAUUGUUGGUCCCAAGGAAGGUGAUACUCCAGACAGGGCAAAGUAUAGCCAGGGAAUCAAGUUCUUUGAACCUGAGAUUAAAGGUGAUCCACCUGAGAUGGUGGAGUACAUUGGAAUGAAGAAUUUGAUUAAUGCUGUGAAAGAGAGUGUUGGACUUGAAAAUGGAAAACUCUUAUUUGGAUGUGAAGAUAAUAGUUUUAAAGAUUUACCAUGGGGUGCUUUAGAUGAUGUUGUGAUGGGAGGUGUCAGUGAAAGUACAUUUCAAAUUGACACAACUGGUGGAGAAAAUGGUGGACCAACUGGGAUUUUCAAGGGCGUUGUUUCCACUGCAAAUAAUGGUGGCUUCACAAGUGUCAGAACUAGGAAUUUUGCAGUACCUGAGGAUCUUUCUGCAUAUGAUGGUUUAGAACUGCGGCUGAAGGGCGAUGGUCGUAGGUAUAAACUUAUUAUCCGUAUUAGUCGUGAUUGGGACACUAUUGGUUAUACAGCAAGCUUCGACACUGUUGCAGGGCAAUGGCAAUCAAUACGUUUGCCAUUUUCUACUCUCAGGCCAAUAUUUCGAGCUCGAACUGUAGCAGAUGCUCCUCCAUUUGAUCCUAGCAAUAUUAUCUCAUUGCAGCUCAUGUUCAGCAAGUUUGAGUAUGAUGGGAAAUUGAAUCCAACUUUUGUGGAGGGUCCAUUUCAGUUUCCUGUGUCAAGCAUAAAGGCAUAUAUAAAGGAUCCAAUAACUCCCAGGUUUGUUCAUGUGGGUUCUGCAGGAGUUACCCGACCAGACAGGCCUGGCCUUGAUCUCAGUAAACAACCUCCUGCUGUACGCUUGAAUAAAGAAUUGGAUUUUAUCCUCACAUUUAAGUUAAAGGGAGAAGAUUUGAUACGCGAAAGUGGUAUCCCGUAUGCAAUUGUGAGGCCUUGUGCCUUAACUGAGGAGCCUGCCGGAGCAGAUCUGAUUUUCGACCAAGGAGACAAUAUAACGGGUAAAAUAUCAAGGGAAGAGAUUGCUCGGAUAUGUGUUGCUGCUCUAGAAAGUCCAUUUGCGCUCGAUAAGACAUUUGAGGUUAAAAGCGUCGUUCCAUUUAGUGAACCAUUUACAGUUGAUCCCAAGAAUCCACCUCCAGAGAAAGACUAUAACGAGUAUUUUAAGAAUUUGAAGGAUGGAAUUACAGGAAAAGAAUAUCUAGAACAACGUUGUCCUGUUUCAGUCUAAUGUCUCAAAUAAUAGAUCAUAGAAGUUGCCAAAGAAGGCUUGUAAAAUACUCAUUAGGAGGUCUAGCAAGGAAAAUACAAGUUGGUACUAUUGGAAGCAAAAUUUACAGAGUCUGUAACAGUAAAUGAAGUUAAUACUACGCAUAAAAUUAAUGUAAAAUAAAAUUACUCUCUACAUAGUAUAAGCAAACAAAUUUCUUGAACAAUCAUCUAUCUUCUGUGAUUUCUGAUGAUUGGCAUGCAUGGCAUGGCAGAACGAAAGUGAAAACAAAAUCACAGCAUAUUUGAAUUAGAUAUGAUUGGACACAUAUGUAUCUUUCAAAUGUACUGGCCUUCCAUUGCUGAUUUUACUGAAAAUAUUGUCAACAGUUAUCUAGAAA
Mercurialis annua (annual mercury) is the source of this 2233-nucleotide messenger RNA. RefSeq names its product protein HIGH CHLOROPHYLL FLUORESCENCE PHENOTYPE 173, chloroplastic. NCBI's taxonomy places the organism in Eukaryota, Viridiplantae, Streptophyta, Magnoliopsida, Malpighiales, Euphorbiaceae. The coding region runs from base 34 to 1854 and encodes 606 amino acids. The transcript has 17 exons. The record is from RefSeq and is a predicted model, not a curated record.